AUGGAGAGGGAGACGUGGGCGUACAUGGUGCUUGAUCAGCAACAACAGCUCCAUGAACCCAAGAUUACUCCUCAAGUCUUGGGUCACUUGACGGAGUGUGGAAGGGUCAUUGGACUUUUGUUUGAGAAGUUGGAUGGACGCUUUGCUUCAAUAUCGGAUCUGCCGAAAUGCACCGAGGCACUCAAGAGACUCCAUCAGAUCGGUCUGACGCAUGGAGAUGUCAAUCGAUAUAACUUCAUCAUGAAUGACCGGGAAGAUCGGAUGCAGAUGGUUGAUUUCGAACAUGCAUCUGCAUUCGAAGAAGUUGCGGCCAAGGAGGAGCUCGACUCUUUGGAACGGGAACUGAGCGAGGAGACUGGAAGAGGUGGACCUGCAAUCUUGACAUGA
This is a messenger RNA of Ramularia collo-cygni, 387 nucleotides long. RefSeq lists its product as uncharacterized. The coding region runs from base 1 to 387 and encodes 128 amino acids. The record is from RefSeq and is a predicted model, not a curated record. NCBI's taxonomy places the organism in Eukaryota, Fungi, Ascomycota, Dothideomycetes, Mycosphaerellales, Mycosphaerellaceae. The transcript has a single exon.